UCCGCAAGCUAAGUUGGAUCGCAGAAAAGUGCACUAAUGGUCAAGAAAAAUCUAAUGCGGCUAGCAUGACAUCAUCAAGAUAAUAGAAAAAGUUGUAGUGGUGUGUGGAAAGUGUUUUUGAUUUAUUGUCGAUGAAAUCAAACAAAAUGAGCACCCCGAUAAUCAUCACUGUUCCCAACAACUACUUGGCGAUGGAGGAGGACUCCAAAGUGGUGGUGGACGUAGCCGCGCCGCCCUCCAGGAAGCGCAGGCUUGACCACCUCUCAUGGGAAGAAAAGAUGCAAAGAAAGAAGCUGAAGAAUCGCGUGGCUGCACAGACAUCUCGAGACAGGAAGAAAGCAAGAAUGGACGAGAUGGAGAGUAAUAUACAGAAGUUGAUGGAUGCGAAUGAGCGUCUCACAAAUGAGGUAGCCAGUUUGAAGGCUUUGAACGAGAGGCUGUUGAGCGAAAACACAACGCUCCGCAGCGAGGCGGCGGCGCGGAACGUCGCGGGGACCCAAGUACCAGCAGAGUCUACUCCUCAGCAGAAGGGGGGGUCCCCGACGGCGCUCCGCGCGGCACGCCUGCUUCUAGCGAUGUGCUUCCUCUCACAGACCUCCUCGCCCACCUCGACUCUGAAGAAUACCUCGACACCCUCCAUCAACUUGCAGAGUCCCUCCUCCAAGAAAUUGAUGCAAGUUCUACAGGAGAGACUGAAAAUGUCUCAGUCAGGGAGUCUGGAAAGUGCUCUGAAGGAGCUCAAGUGGUGGGGACCGCAGCAAAGCACCUGGAAUCCAGUGAAGGUGCUGUCAUAGACCUGAAGCAUGAUGUGGACAGGAUACUGUCACAGCACUCAUAUGCGCAUCCCUACACCCCAAACAUUGUAUCAGAGCCAAACAAUACAGUA
This is a messenger RNA of Hyposmocoma kahamanoa, 886 nucleotides long. RefSeq names its product X-box-binding protein 1 (gene Xbp1). The transcript is spliced from 3 exons. Gene Ontology annotation, molecular function: DNA-binding transcription factor activity, RNA polymerase II-specific; RNA polymerase II transcription regulatory region sequence-specific DNA binding. Bases 132 to 794 code for a protein of 220 amino acids. Gene Ontology annotation, cellular component: nucleus. The record is from RefSeq and is a predicted model, not a curated record. NCBI's taxonomy places the organism in Eukaryota, Metazoa, Arthropoda, Insecta, Lepidoptera, Cosmopterigidae.